Cladocopium goreaui is the source of this 987-nucleotide messenger RNA. The record is from the annotation of a GenBank genome assembly. Lineage: Eukaryota; Dinophyceae; Suessiales; Symbiodiniaceae.
AUGAACUGGUUAGUCAUCCCAAUUGCUGAUGACUCCCCAUUGCCAUACUUUCCCCAUAUCGUUUGGCGUCCCCGGGUGGUCCCCUUAUGCGUCGAUGUUGGUGGCCAGGACGACAAAUUCUACUUGGGCAGACGACUGGGCAGCGGCUCCUUCGGUCAGGUCUUCUUAGCCAAGAAUCGACGUGGGAAGGAGCUGGCAGUGAAGGUGGAGAUGGCCUGCAGGAGUACCCUGCUUUUUUCAGAGGCUCACCUUUUGAAGCGUCUGGCCUCUCCUGGGUUUCCGAAGGUUCAUCACGUGUGCGCCGAAGGAGGCUAUAACAUGCUUGCGAUGGAUUUGCUGGGUCCCUCACUGGAUGCGGUCUUUCAGAAGUGUGGACGCCAUUUUAGUUUCAAGACUCUCGCGAUGAUGGCAGCUCAAAUGCUAGAUAGGUUAUCAUAUCUUCACUCCAAGGAGUAUGUACAUCGAGAUAUAAAGCCGGAGAAUUUUCUGAUUGGCCUCGGGGAAAGGCGCAAUGUGAUUCAUUUGGUAGACUUUGGUUUGAGCAAGAAGCGUCGAGAUAAGCCACGAGCAGAGCAGAAAAGUCUGACCGGAACGGCACGAUAUGCCUCGAUCCGAGCGCAUCAUGGAAAGGAUCAAGGCUAUUGCGAUGACUUGGAAUCAAUGGGCUAUGUACUGGCAUACUUUCUUCGCGGGAAGCUUCCCUGGCAAGGUCUUGAUGCAGACACCAAGGAAGCGAAACAUGCUCAGAUCCUGGAGAUGAAGAGUUCAACAUCUGCACAGGAGCUCUGUGGCCAUCACUCGACUUUUGCUACCUUCUUGGACUAUGCCAAGAGUCUGCGAUUUGAGGACAAACCCAACUACCAGCAUUUCCGCCGUAGCUUCACCAAAGCUCUUACAGAUGUCGGCCUGGAGGUCCGUUCAUGGGAGAUCCAGAUGGAUCAAAGGAUUCAAGGGCUGAUCAAAUCUGAUAAAACUGAAGUUUGUUGA